Molecule: messenger RNA, 1188 nt
Organism: Silurus meridionalis
Lineage: Eukaryota; Metazoa; Chordata; Actinopteri; Siluriformes; Siluridae
Gene: ca4c
Product: carbonic anhydrase IV c
Exons: 8
Coding region: 43-972 (309 amino acids)
Cellular component (GO): plasma membrane
Molecular function (GO): zinc ion binding; carbonate dehydratase activity
Source: RefSeq, a predicted model, not a curated record
UUCUGACCUGAAUGCCAGACUGAGUUUGUUGCUGUUGCAGUCAUGUGGUCCACUCUUAUUGUGUCAGGCCUUCUUCUUGCUCCAUGUAUCCACUCCGUUCAGUGGUGCUACCAGAGCCAAUACUCAUGUGAUGUAAAUUGCAAAGAUCCUAGUCAGUGGGACAAAGCCUUUCCAGAAUGUGGAGGCCAGACACAAUCACCCAUUAACAUUGUCACGCAAAAGGCAAGGCAUGCCCCCCACCUAACCCCGAUCAUCUUUGAAGGCUACACACAAACUCUGAAUGUCACUGUGCAAAAUGUUGGAUAUAGUGCUGUGCUUGCACUUCCACCAUCUCUGCGGAUCCGAGGUGGGGAUCUGCCUGCCACUUACAAGGCCAUCCAGCUGCAUCUACACUGGGGAGUGGAAGAUGGGUUAGGCUCAGAACACACCAUAGAUGGGGAGCAGUAUCCCAUGGAACUUCAUAUUGUUCAUAUCAAAGAGCAGUACAAUACCCUAAAAGAAGCCAUGAAUGAUUCAGUGGGGGUAGCUGGUCUUGCUUUCUUCUAUGAGGUCUCCACAAAGGAAAACCAAAAAUUCAAUGAAGUAAUUGAGGCUUUGGGUAGAAUUCCAUAUAAUGGGAACAGCACCACUCUCCAGAAUUUCCGGUUGACUGAUAUCUUGCCUCCAUUAGAGAAGCUUUCCAGUUACUACCGUUACUCAGGUUCUUUGACCGUUCCAGGCUGUGAUGAGGCCAUCAUCUGGACCAUCUUCCAGGAGUUUUUUUACAUCAGCCAACAACAGCUGGUGGAUGUAACAAAGCAGUUGCGGUUCGAGACAGGACAUCCCAUGAUUGAAACCUACCGCCCAGUGCAGAAGCUAAACGGGCGCAUGGUGUACAAAUCCACGGCAUGUUCCUUUACGUCAUCAGGACCAGUCAUUCUGUGUCUGUGUUUCCUUUGUGUUUUUAGGCUGAUCGAGAGUAUAUUCACAUAAUGUACUGUCUUUAAUUUUAAGAUAAAAAUCCAAAAGAACGACAAUACAAAUAUAUUUUUGAGAUAAGGCAUAUACAGUACUAUUGUACUGAAAAAGGGUUUUAGCGCAUAAAAAAAAAGGCAAUUGUUUAUUCAUUUGUUAGCAACAUACAAAGCAAUGCUGUGCAAGAGUAGUGUUUUUGUACCCCAUUAUGAUUAAAAACUUUAAGUUCCACAA